AUCUUUUUGACAUUCAAACAUACAUUACUUCCGGUGAACAUACACACAGUUCCGGUGGGUCCUCCAAAUUAUGGGCACACUAUGUUUAAAUUGUGGCCACAAAGGUUUCACUAACGCAUAUGUUUUCUGUGUGAAAUGCCUAGAAGUUGCUGUGCACCGCUACUGCCUUGAAAAUGUGACAUUUGAUGAGUUUGUUUAUUGGGUCUGCGAUGACUGUGAAGUGAAAGAGCUAGACGAACUAAACAUCAAGAAAUCUGAUGCCAUCACAGUAGAAAAUAAGGAUUGCACUAGUUCAAGACAUUGUAAAGUGAGUUCUGAAGUAAAUAUUGAUGUUCCUGAGACAACAUUAAAGAGGUGUGAAGGUAGGCUUCAACAACUUCAGCAGCCACCUUCUGGGAUUGAAAUGGUAGAGCAUCGCCAGAUAGCGGGUGAUACUUCAGGCAUGAAGAUGAGCAAGAAAAAAUCUAGUCCUACCUCAUUGAGAGAUGAGAAAUAUGAGCCAAGACUAGUACAUAGCUCUUCUGAGCAAUCCCAUGAGUCACAGACGAGCAUUGCAUGCAAUGAACGAACUCAAUCAGCUAAUGUUUCUCCAUUGCCAGCUAAGCGAUCAAAGGAAGAAGUUACUGCCACACUGGACAAGCUAGCGAGAGAAAAUUUUCAAGCUUGCCAUUUGAAGAAACCUUGUGAGGGAGAUGUUCAGCCUAGCACACAGGGUAAUUCUUCUAGCAUGAUUGAAAAGACAAGGAGUAUAUCAUCGUCUGUCAAUCAUCAAGAAAAGGAAUCGGUGCCUGGAAAAGAUAUAAGAUUAACACCUCAAUCUGGAACUGUUUUCAAUGAAGAGCCUUCUCAAUUUUCAAAAGGUGAACAGCCAAAUGAACCCAAACAUGCUGGCCAGGAACGAGCGUUGCCUCUUGUCGAUUUCAUUUGGAGGGGUAGCUUUAACAUACUGAACAAAGAGUAUGAGACAUUUGAUGGACUUUUAGCUCACCUAUCGGUUAAAGCAUGUCAAAAGGUUUAUGAAGAAGCAAGCUUGUUUCCAGCUUUGCUUCAACUGGAAAUGCUUCCAAAGUCUGAUGUAUGGCCUAAGAGUUUCACCAUAUCAGAGCCCACUGAUGACAACAUCGCAUUGUAUUUUUUCCCAUCAGACACAAGAUGUGAAAAAGAGUUCGAUCAGUUGGUGGAGCAGAUGAUCGGCGAAGAACUUGCUCUACGAGCAACCGUAACUAAUGCUGAGCUUUUGGUUUUCACUUCUACAGAACUUCCCUUGCUAUACUGGAGAUUUCAGGGUAAGUACUAUCUCUGGGGUGUUUUCAAAGCAAAGCGGGAUUCCAGUGGGAAUACUACGAUGCCAAAUGGGAGGAGCAAACCUGCAACUUGACCAACUCCUGUGAAUGAAUUGGGUGUUGUCAGAGAUGUCGCGAAUGCCAAAACAUGGGACAAUCAUUUUAGCCCUUUGAGCAACAGUGCAAGCUUUGGGUCUUGAAGUGUGUCAGGUACUCUUGUUGUUUUGAUGUGUUCCUCUCACAUGUGUGACCUAGUAUGCUCUUUGAUGCAUAUCUGGCGGAGGAAUGAGAAUGUGACGAAGCAGCUUUCUUUUUAGAGCCAUCUUGUUGUGGAGUUUUGCCCCAUUGAAUAACGUAAUGUCCAGUGAAAGUUAUCUGAUUUAACAAGAGCCUUCUGUUUAGCAGUUAAUUCGAGGACUAGUGAGCUUCGUAGAUCUCCAUAAGUAAGAGAAAAGUUUUAACAUUUUCUCUUUGUUAACCCCCCAUAUUUGGGGCUCAUGUUGUAUAUUUUGAAUGUAGAUGCAGGUUAUGUAAUAUUAAACUAUCUUGAAUGUAGGGAUGACAAUAAGAGUUGUGGGGGUUGCUUUUCUUUUUC
Messenger RNA from Solanum verrucosum, 1878 nucleotides. RefSeq lists its product as uncharacterized. The coding region runs from base 71 to 1378 and encodes 435 amino acids. Lineage: Eukaryota; Viridiplantae; Streptophyta; Magnoliopsida; Solanales; Solanaceae. The record is from RefSeq and is a predicted model, not a curated record. The transcript is spliced from 6 exons.